Rhinolophus ferrumequinum (greater horseshoe bat) is the source of this 1557-nucleotide messenger RNA. It is a transcript of the gene ECSIT, whose product is annotated as ECSIT signaling integrator. Gene Ontology annotation, cellular component: mitochondrion. The transcript is spliced from 8 exons. The coding region runs from base 142 to 1482 and encodes 446 amino acids. The record is from RefSeq and is a predicted model, not a curated record. Lineage: Eukaryota; Metazoa; Chordata; Mammalia; Chiroptera; Rhinolophidae.
ACCUGGGUGCUAGGAAGAAAAUCAAGAUUGUCAAGAAGAUGGUAGGAGGGCCUCACCCAUGCCACAUGCUACUGAGAACUCAAGCAAAAUGAGGCCUGAGAAAUAAUCACUGGCUUUGGUGGUUGUCCAACAGAGAGAGGCAUGAGCUGGGCCCAAGCCAUCCUGCUGGCCCGGGGCCUGUCUCGGGGCUGGGGAGGCAUCUGUGGCGCUGCCCUCACAGGAGCCACCUUCUCUCAGCUGCCCCCCCAGAGCCCAAGGGGCCUCCACUGCAGCUCAGCCACCCACAACUCUGACUCAUCCCUGGUGCCACGCCCACCUGAGCCCCUGCGGAAACCCGCCAAGGCCCUGGCACCCCACGAGGAGCUGUUUAGGCAGGCGCCGGAUGGGGCCCGGGACAAGGCCAGCUUUGUGCGGGCCGUGCAGAACUUCGGGCAGCACAAUGUGCACAAACGGGGCCACGUGGACUUCAUCUACCUGGCGCUGCGCAAGAUGAAGGAGUAUGGCGUGGAGCGGGACCUGGCCGUCUACAACAUGCUGCUCGACAUCUUCCCCAAGGAGGUCUUCCGACCUCGCAGCGUCUUCCAGAAAAUCUUCAUCCACUACCCCCGGCAGCAGGAGUGUGGGAUUGCUGUCCUGGAGCAGAUGGAGAACCACGGGCUGAUGCCCAACAAGGAGACGGAGUUCCUGCUGAUUCAGAUAUUUGGGCGCAAAAGCUAUCCCAUGCUCAAGUUCGUGCGAAUGCAGCUGUGGUUCUCCCGUUUCAAGAACAUCAACCCCUUCCCGGUGCCCCGGGACCUGCCCCAGGAUCCUGUGGACCUGGCCAGGUUGGGCCUGCGGCACAUGGAGCCUGAUCUCAGCGCCAGGGUCACCGUCUACCAGGGGCUGGGGGCUGCAAGCUUCCACCCCUACUCUUCCUUGCAGAUGCCUUCAUCGAAAGACUCCAUAGGUACAGCGGAUCCCAUCGAGCCACACAUUGUAGGAAUCCAGAGUCCCGAUCAGCAGGCUGCCCUGGCCCGCCACAACCCAGCCCGGCCUAUCUUCGUCGAGGGCCCUUUCUCCCUGUGGCUCCGCAACAAAUGUGUUUAUUACCACAUCCUCAGAGCUGAUUUGCUGCCCCCUGAGGAGAGGGAAGUGGAGGAGAUUCCAGAGGAAUGGAACCUCUACUACCCGAUGCAGCUUGACUUGGACUAUGGGAGGAGCGGCUGGGAUGACUAUCAGUUUGAUAUUAAUGAAGUGGAGGAAGGCCCUAUCUUUGCCAUGUGCAUGGCUGGUGCCCAUGACCAGGCCACACUGGCCAAGUGGAUCCAGGGCCUUCAGGAGACCAACCCAGCCCUGGCCCAGAUCCCCGUGGUCUUCCGCUUGGCAGCAUCCACCGGGGAGCUCCUGGCAUCCUCAGGACUAGAAGAGCCAUCCCCACCACCACCCGAGGAGCAGGAAGAAGAGGAAGAUGAUCCACAACGACAGCGGCGGGGCCAGAGCUGAGCCUGAGCCGGCACAAGGGCACAGGCUUGGACUGCUGUAAAAGCAUGACCUUUGAAUAUACAGCAAAUAAAAGUU